AUGUUUGAAGGGGCGGCCGCCCCUGCCCACCCUCCUUUAUCCCCACCACUGGAUAAAUCAUGUGCAAAGUAUUCUGAGCGGAAGCUAGCGAUCAUAGAAUUCUAUGUAAUUUUGACAGCAAUUCUUUUAUGCAUUCUUGUAGUCUUGGGAUCAUGCAGGCGUCGAACCCACACGAAGGCGCUCAAAUAUUUGAUAUGGUCAGCUUAUGUUCUGUCUACGUACCUCAUCUCCUACACCAUGGGCCAAAUGCAGUCCACACCUUUCCGUAAUGGCCUCUUCCCUGUUUGGGCCGUGUUUUUGGUUAUUUUUCUUGGAAACGCUAAUUCAAUCUCUGCCUACAAUCUUGAAGAAAACGAGAAUCGGAAGACUUAUAACUUUGUUGUUGUGGUUCAAUGUUUCUGGAUGAUAUAUCUGAUAUAUACGUAUAGAAAGGAAACAGAUAAAUUUCAGCUAGCGCUCGAGUUACUCUAUUUUUUGAGUAUUUACAGGACAGCAGAAAGAGUUGGGGCUUUGACUUUGGCUAGCAGAUCAUAUGGUAUGGUGAGAAGCUCCAAACUUGUGGCAGACUUCAUGAUCUAUGAGCAUACGUUGAGCAACGAAGAAGAAGUAGAUCCUACCUGCAUGAAAGGCUACAACUAUUUGGUGAAUGGUGAAGAGGAGGGAAGCGUGAAAGUUGUCCCACCACUCUACCAAAAACAGUUGGAGAUUACAGAUGAAGUUAUCACCAUAAAUAAGAUAUGGCAAUGCCAAGGACAAGUCUUAAGCUCCACCGGGGAUCCAGAUGGGCGACUCAAAGACAUUUGCCUCUCCUUUGCAUUGUGUAAGCUUCUCCUUCGUAGAUUUGCAGGAUAUUCCAUGUUUGAAAUCUCCCAGGCAAAGACGUGGAACUUGGUGCGAAAUGGGCUACUUUCCAACGAAGGUGAUCAUGAGAGAGUAUUCAGAGUAAUCGAGGUAGAACUCGACUUUCUUUAUGAUUUCUUCUACACAAAAUACCCUGUCCUCUUUGCUAAAGGAAUUCCAAUAUUUUCAAAAAGUAUGCAAAUCAUUUUUGUCAUAGUUAGUUGUUGGUAUUUUGUUGCAAUCCUAGGAAGUUACCAAACACCCGACGGAGAAUUGAACCUCGUUACAGAAAGUGGUCAUAAUGUUGAUGCUCUAGUUACUAGAAUAGUUAUAAUUGCAAUCCUUUUUAUGGAAGUUGUGCAAUAUUUCGGUAUCAUGUUCUCCGAAUGGGCAAAGGUAAACUGGCUUUGCAGAUAUGUCAAGAAGCCCACGUGGCAGAGGAAGAUAUGGGUAGAGAAGAUUAUACAAAUUUUAUGCCACAAGAAAUGGUUAAGACCUUGGGAAAGAAAACUUGGCCAAUACUCUCUACUUGAAUCCUUAUAUCAUAAUCCUUCCAAAUUGCUAUACAAUCCUUGGACCAUUUGCACUGGGUUCUUAGAUAAGCCUAUAAAAGGCCAGAAAGAAAGUAGCCGCAUCAAAUUGCCCGUGGAAGUGAAGAAAGCAAUUGUACUUUCACUAAGGACCAAUGGCCAGCGAUUGAGUAUUAAUGGGGAGGCUUCUCUACAACGAAAUGGGGUAGAGAAUGAAUUAUCUUGGGCAUGUCGAAAUGGGGUAGAGAAUGAAUUAUCUUGGGCAUGUCGACUUGAGACACAGACGCAUGUUAUUAUGGUUUGGCAUAUAGCCACUAGUCUUUGUGAGAUUGCAGCCAGGGAAGAAGCCCAAAUACAAAGGGAAAGCGAACACUUCAUUGUGGCAACGAGCUUGUCUAAGUAUUGUGCCUACUUGGUGGCUUUUACCCCAAGACUUCUACCUGAUCAUGCUUACACAACAGAGACUAUUUUUGACCAGGUUGUUGGUGAAGCCAGGGACCUUCUCAGGGGAUUCAAAACCUUGACUACUAGGUACGGAAAGAUGAUGAGAUUAGGCGAGGGCGAUCCUGGGGAAACAAUUAUGAAGAGAAGUGCUGUUCUUGCAAAGCGUCUGAUAGUAGGAAUAGAAGACAAUGAGCAGAGGUGGAAAAUUCUGGCAGAUUUCUGGGCAGAUAUGAUGUUGUUUGUGGCUCCCUCGGAUGAUAUAACUGCUCAUGCGGAGUUUCUAGCUGAGGGAGGGGAGUUUGUGACUCACUUGUGGGCUUUACUUUCUCAUGCAGGCAUACUCAAGCGAGAGACAGCUCAGCAUGUUUGA
Molecule: messenger RNA, 2184 nt
Organism: Corylus avellana
Lineage: Eukaryota; Viridiplantae; Streptophyta; Magnoliopsida; Fagales; Betulaceae
Source: RefSeq, a predicted model, not a curated record